AUGAGUAGCCGUAACAACGACGAAAGUGUUCCUCUUUUGGGGUCAGAUGGAAGCAGACACAAUUCUUCACAUAAGGAAUCGGGAAGAAGACGUCGGAAAUCAGCGUUUAAUGGUCCCAGCGCGGCUUCCGAUGCGCAUAAUAUCGCCAUCGAACAUAGCAACGGACUACUGAACCACAGUAACGACUUUGAUAAGGCAGAUUCGUGGGGUAUGUUGCACGAUACCACCGAUGAGGACUCAACACAUACACGAAACACGUCCGAUAUACAUCUGGCACAAUUUGCGUCGUCGUACAUCGACCACAGACCCUCGAUUGCUGUCAUGGAAGCAAUGAACUCUUCGCCCAUGGUAAAGCGAAACAGAAGGCCCAGUACAUCCCAGCGACUGCAUCAAACUUCUGUCAGUACACCUGCUGUUGAUGUGCGUACGAAAAUGCGCAGAAGGUCCAGCCUACCACGAAUGUCGCCUAGGGAGGCCGAGCGGUGGGCUAAAGCAACUACUCACAGUGAAAUGACUAGUGGAUCCCACAAACAUGGUGACGAUAUCAUGCAGAAGCGAGGUGAGGAUGUAGUCAUUGAUGUGGACGCUCUCAUGGAUCACGUUAAACGCGGAACUCGCAGUGAUCCGUCGUCGCAUGUGUCGAGUCACGGCUCGCAAGAUGAAUACAACUCACAACCAUCCUCUCGAAGGUCAUCCAAUUCUUCUUCCUUGAAUGAUGUAUGUCUGCCAAUAGAUGAUGAGGAUAGCGCUGGGUCCAAAGUUUGGCCAGAUGUCGCGGUCCUAGAAGAAUUUUCCAAAGAAGAGACUGACAGGUUACGCAAACAAGCUGUGCAAGACACUGAAAAUUUCCACUUCCAAUACGACGACGAGGAAGAUUUCGACGACGAAGGCCAAAGUAAUGACGGGGUGUUGUUUUCAAAACCCAUCGUUACUAAUAUAGAUGUUCCGGAAUUGGGCAAUACCAGAAUUAACGAAACCGAACAUUUGAAAGCGGGGAGAUUGAGACCCAGGAAAAUUACACCCUGGCAACUUAGACGUAAAGGCAUGAAUUUGCCAGGAUUAGGACUCAUCAACAAUCAAGCGAAAAGCUCUUUGGAAGAGUCUCAAAAGCAGCAAGAAAGGCAAGAUGAUUUUCUUGUAGGAAGGAACAUCCAAUAUCCUCCUCAUAUCAUCUCUAACAACCCUGAGCAUUUUCGUUUUACCUACUUCAGAGAGGAUUUAGACUCCACGAUUCAUUCCCCCACCAUUUCGGGACUGCUUCAACCUGGACAAAAGUUUGACGAACUUUUCGUAGGGCCCGUCUAUGCUGCAGGCCAUGGUACUCCAAGUGAAACCAAGAGUAGUACACCUUCGCAACCAGCACCCCUGCAGCACCAAAUCACGAGGCAAUCAGGCUCUUUAGAUCUUGACGAUUAUCCACCAUUCUGGCUUGAUGUUUCAAAUCCUACCGAAGAGGAAAUGAAGGUGUUGAGUAAAGCAUUUGGUAUCCACCCUUUGACAACUGAGGAUAUUUUCUUGGGAGAAGUGCGCGAAAAGGUUGAGCUUUUCAAGGAUUACUACUUGGUUUGUUUCAGAAGUUUUGACAUCGUCGCCGAGCGCCAUAUUAGAAAAAAGAAAAUGCAACAAGACACAAACACCUCCGCCUCCAGCGACCGCUCAACUUACAAUGGCCGUGGAGGCUGGCUUCCAAAAUUCUUCCGCUCUCGUAGACACCCAUCAACGGUAAGGACGGCUAACAGUUUCAGCUCGAGUUAUAAAAAGAACAUGAAAAAGAAGAUAGAGGAGAAUGAAAAAUACAAACGUAAAUCAGGAGAUAGACGUAAACCACGAGAGGGAGAGCUGGAGCCUUUGAAUGUUUACAUCAUUGUAUUUCGCACAGGAGUGUUGACAUUCCAUUUUGCGCCCACCCCUCACCCAAUUAAUGUGCGUAGGAGAGCGCGGUUACUAAAGGAUUAUUUGAAUGUUACAGCAGACUGGAUCGCAUAUGCCCUGAUCGAUGAUAUAACAGAUGCUUUUGCACCUAUGAUUGAGUUGAUUGAAGACGAGGUAUAUGACAUUGAAGAUGCCAUAUUGAAAAUGCACCAUAGCGCAGAUGACUCAAGCGACGACGACGACUCCUCUGACGAUGAAUCUAGUGAUGAUGGGUACACGUCUUUGGAAAGAAUUCCUCGCAGAAUGAGCGUCAUAGACGAUAGCAGGAGUGGAUCAACCCGCUCCACCAUGAGGUAUUCAUCCUCUGAGUCCAGUUUGCGUGCCAAUAUCAUUGGUUGGAAGAAAAAGGGUGACAUGUUACGGCGUAUUGGUGAGUGUCGGAAGAGAGUUAUGAGCAUAUUGCGGUUGCUUGGUUCCAAAGCUGAUGUCAUUAAGGGAUUUGCUAAGAGAUGUAAUGAACAAUGGGAAGUUGCACCUCGGUCAGAAAUUGGCAUGUAUCUGGGUGACAUUCAAGACCAUAUUAUUACUAUGGUCUCUUCAUUAAACCACUACGAGAAGUUAUUAAGUCGCUCCCAUUCUAAUUAUUUGGCUCAGAUUAAUAUUGAUAUGACUAAAGUUAACAAUGACAUGAAUGAUGUGCUCGGGAAGAUUACCCUUUUAGGUACUGUUGUUCUUCCUAUGAACAUCAUCACCGGUUUGUGGGGUAUGAACGUACUAGUUCCCGGGCAGGAAACUCACUCGUUGACAUGGUUUAUCAGCAUUACAACAUUCAUGUUCGUGUUCGCCUACGGAGCGUAUGUGUACACGAAAAGACGCUUUGGAUUCUAG
Molecule: messenger RNA, 2760 nt
Organism: Lachancea fermentati
Lineage: Eukaryota; Fungi; Ascomycota; Saccharomycetes; Saccharomycetales; Saccharomycetaceae
Source: the annotation of a GenBank genome assembly